Elaeis guineensis (African oil palm) is the source of this 3000-nucleotide messenger RNA. RefSeq names its product seipin-2. NCBI's taxonomy places the organism in Eukaryota, Viridiplantae, Streptophyta, Magnoliopsida, Arecales, Arecaceae. The record is from RefSeq and is a predicted model, not a curated record. Gene Ontology annotation, cellular component: endoplasmic reticulum membrane. Gene Ontology annotation, biological process: lipid storage; lipid droplet organization.
AUGGACGAGACGGAGCUCGAUGACGACUCCUCCCCUGAUCCUUUCUCUGACGCGAUCGAUUCCUUCCCUCCGGAGAAAACCCUCGGCCCAAUCCCCCCACCUGAGUCCAUCGCCAACCGCCCGCGAGACGUGAUCCACGCCGCUUCCCCAGCCGCCCUCUGCCACCGCAGGGCACCCUCCCGGCAGAUCCUUGCCACCGGAUUCAAGGACUCCUCCAGCUCUGAUUCCCCUUCCGGCAUCAACAGCGUCAGAGAAAGCCGGACCAAGAUCCUCCUCACGUUGAAAGACCAGGAGGCUUGGGAGGCGCCCGAUAAUUGGAGCUCUUCCCUUACUUCGGAUCAAAUUAGCUCAGGAAGAGACCGGAGCACGGAAAUCUCUCUCCGAUCGUCGGUGACGAGCAGUGCUCCUGUCAGAGAAUCGCAUCCGGUCGAUGCUGGAUCUCCACCGCAGGGGAUCCUCGUCUCCGUUGCCGUAUUUGCGAUCAAAGCUGUGGCUUUUCAACUCAGUUUGCUGAUUAGUUCCGUCACAUUUCCCAUUUGGUUGCUGCAUUGCUCUUUCUUGCUCCUCAUCAAUCCUUUCGGCACCCUAAGACGAGCGAGAGUUGCGAUAAAAGAGAGAGCUUUGAGGUUAUGGAAGGGCUCAAUGGGGAAAGUUAUCCCCUUUGUGUUCGAAAGACUUGUGAGCCAGCAGGGUGUGGGGAAGUUGACGGCGAGGUUGGCUAGGGGGUGCUUCUGGUCUAUCUAUCUCUGUUUCAUGCUGUUGGGGCUCUUGAUGGGAGCAUUCUUAGGUGGGAGCUUGUUAAUGGACAGAGCUGUUGAGGCGCCGCUCCAGAUGAUGGAGGAUUUGAAUUUUGAUUAUACGAAGCCGAGUCCGGAUGCUUUCGUGCUGGUAGGGUCUUGCAAUGGUGGUUCAGCUUCUGGUGGAAAGGUUGGAGCUUGGGAUCAUGGAGGUUGGCGGUCGGUGCCGCCAAAUCACAAACUGCAGCUGACAAUUUCAUUGACUUUGCCAGAAUCAGACUACAAUCGAAACCUUGGCAUGUUCCAGGUCAGGGCAGAGUUUUUAUCAGCAGAUGGUAAUGUCAUGGCUAGUUCAAGCCAACCAUGCAUGCUACAAUUCAAGAGCUCUCACAUUCGCUUAACAGAGGCUUUUCUCAAAAGUGGUACUCUACUAGGAGGCUAUUCUUCAGAAUCGCAGUUUCUCAGAUUAAAAAUGACAGGUUUUACAGAAGGAACUGAACCUACUACAUGCAUAAGGGUCAUUCUUGAACAAAGGGUGGAGUUCAGGCCUGGUGCUGGUAUCCCGGAGAUUUAUUCUGCAUCGUUAAAACUUGAGUCAGAGCUUCCCCUUUUUAAGAAGUUGAUAUGGAACUGGAGGAGGACGCUGUAUAUCUGGAUCAGUAUGGGGUUAUUCAUCAUGGAGUUACUGUCUUUUCUUGUCUGUUGUAGACCAAUUGUAAUUCCAAGGUCAAGGUCUGUCAGUGGUUCUCAAAGCAGGAUGUAGUAUGCGAAUUUUAAGACAACAUGGUUGCAAAAGAGGAGAACAAAUCUUCUGCAAGCAUCAUUCACCAAUUUUGUGGCUGUCUGAAAUAAGAUAGCAUCUUCAGGUGCCUUGGGGUGGCAAUCAUGAUUUGAGCAUUCAUAUCAGUUAUGUCAUGCAUACUUCUGUAGUUUACCAAGGGCAUAGAACUAUCAGUGCUAGUUUGUUUCAAAGAUGCCAUUUUCAGCUAUAGAACUUGAAAGUUGAGAUAAUUUCAACUUGUAAGUUGGUAGCUCAUUUAAAAAUCAAGAAUGAGGGAGACCAACUGUCAUAUCACAACUACAUCACACUAUCUUGUGAGGGAUUCACAUUUAAUGAGUGCCGAUAUGAGGGAUGAGUAGCCUAUUGGUAGAGCAGAUGUGGACAUGUAGCUUUUGGAGCAGGAAAGCAGGAGUUCCUAAGAGAUUUUGUUUUGGUGUAUAGAAGAAUUAGUAUGAGAGAGAAAAAAAAAAAAACUGCUAACCUUAAGUGAUAGAGACUGAAUGGUUCUUAACUUUAUCAUUAUUUUUAUUUUCAUGAAGGGGGAACUGCAAGGUUUAAGGAUGGGUUAACAGUUGGUCCAACAUGUUGGGUAGAAAAAUUUUUCAGAGUUGACUAUUUUAACUUCUACCAUGAAACAAAUUUAUUGAUAUGGAAUAGGGGUGAUAGUGCUAGGUACAUGUGUUGCCUGUAGUUGACUCAAGACGAAGGAGCAUGUGAUUAAUGUUUGUGAUCUCAUCCAUCAUGAUUGUUUGGAGUAGAUUUGAUAUUUUGUUCUUGUCUUUUUAGUUUCUGUAAUUCUUUCUCUUUUGUUUAGAGAUGAUGACCGGGUGCCUUGGCUGAUAAGGAGUGUUUUUGUGGAAGAAAAGUGAGGUGCAUAACCUGACAAGCAACGUUCAUGGCUGGGUGCUUAUCUGUGGUAUAGAUGAUUCAGUUAUGUAAAUUAUUUCCAGCAUUUUGCAUCUGUAACUAGUUGCAUGAGAAUAGUUUGUGUUGAUUACAUUCUUUUCCAGUGUAAUAUCCUGUUGGCGUGAUAAUAUUGUGAUAAUAUUCUUUAUAUUCUUUUAGUGCAGACAUGUCCUUACCAUGUCUCAUUCAACUUAAGUUGACCAAGCUUGCAUGGGCAGCCUUUUACCAUGAAAGUAUGUACGUAUAUCAUGCUUCUUCUGCAACUUCAGGGCAAAGGUGGAUUUUCCAAGGACAGGUGAGGCUGCGUGAAACUUGGAGGCCAUGCUAUGUGAUUAAAUCAGUGCUUUUGCAAGUCAAGGGUGUCACCAAGUUACGCAGCAAAGAAUUGUACCAAUUUGUGAUGCAAUAUGUACAGGUGGAUUUUCUGCUCUUUCACUGUGGUUGCUUGGUGGUUUUAUCUUGUUAAUGGGCUUCGCAUCUUGUGUUGCUCCUUUAAUUAUAGUGAAAAUGGUCAUUGCAUGGAUUAUUCCUUUAUUGUAUUGCCUAUAGCAUAAGAAAAUUGUUUUAUUAUUCUAA